Messenger RNA from Carassius gibelio (silver crucian carp), 2780 nucleotides. Its product is annotated as G-protein coupled receptor 4-like. Gene Ontology annotation, cellular component: membrane. NCBI's taxonomy places the organism in Eukaryota, Metazoa, Chordata, Actinopteri, Cypriniformes, Cyprinidae. Gene Ontology annotation, biological process: G protein-coupled receptor signaling pathway. The transcript has 2 exons. Gene Ontology annotation, molecular function: G protein-coupled receptor activity. The record is from RefSeq and is a predicted model, not a curated record. The coding region runs from base 714 to 1802 and encodes 362 amino acids.
CCAGCCAAUAUUUCAAUGGGACAGUCAGUAUUGGAUAACGCACGCCACAUUUGUCCUCAACCUCCGCCAGCUGCUCACUUUCAGUUUGCGCUUUGCAACUUCACGAGUGUCUCUCGGUUCGUCAUGGGUGUGAUGUUAUCCACAGACCUAAGUUACGGCUGCUUUCACUUCAGUUGUGCUCGAUGUUUGCCCGGAUCUUUAUUCAAGUGAGGGAAAGGAUAGUUUUGUUGUGUUUGUCGCCGCGUGUGCGGUUUGGAGAUACGGAGGACAUCACCUCUAUCACUGGCAGUAUGAGUGUCGCUAUUACUAAAUGACCAGCGGACACACUAUCAUAUGGAUGUUGUUGGACAGACCUAAGAAGAUUAGUCCCUGUGCAACCUUCAGAGAUGAAAGUGACACUUUCAUAUUGCUAAAAAAAAAAAAUCUUUAAUCCACCUGAAACCACUCCAAGGUGAUUGUUUCAUGAGGAUCAAUGGCAUGUUCUCUUUUGGACAUGUCUUUGACCUCUGAGCUCUCCGAGGUUAAAACUAGCCAAGAAAUGUGGUUGAGACAUGACACACCAGGUCCACCAUGCUAGACCGUAGUGGGCUGCAGUGUUACAGUUACAGUACAAUACAAUACUUUCUAGUCUUAUUUUUAAACAUUGCGUUGGGACCAUUGAAGCCUCAGCCAAUUUUGAUGACUAUAUAAGUCUCUGAGGAAGCGAAGAGACCAUGUGUAACAUUUCAUGCAAUGUUGUCUCAAACAUAGACCAGUUCUUCCAGCCGGUGCUGUAUAUUAUCGUCAUCGUCCUUGGCUUCCCGACUAACUGCCUGGCCCUGUGGGCUGCGUACAAGCAGGUCAGACAGAAGAAUGAGUUGGGGGUCUACCUGAUGAACCUCUCGGUGGCUGACCUCUUGUAUAUAGCCACUUUGCCACUUUGGAUUGACUAUUUUCUCCACCAUGACAACUGGAUCCACGGUCAAGUGUCCUGCAAGAUGUUCGGUUUCAUAUUCUACACCAACAUCUACGUCAGCAUCGCCUUCCUCUGCUGCAUAUCCGUGGAUCGUUACUUGGCUGUGGCUCAUCCCCUGAAAUUUGCUAAAGUCCGCAGGGUCAAAACAGCCUUGCUGGUCAGCACCGUUGUGUGGGUAACUGAAAUAGUGGCUAACUCUGCACCUCUCUUCCAUGAUGAGCUUUUCAAGGACCGCUUUAACAACACCUUUUGCUUCGAGAAGUAUCCCAUGCAGGAUUGGGUGGCGGGGAUAAACCUUUACCGCACUUUCCUCGGCUUCUUUGUGCCUUGGGGUGUAAUGUUGGCUGCUUACAGAGGCAUCCUGAGAGCCGUGCGCAGUAACGUCUCGACCGAGCGCCAAGAGAAAGCCAAAAUCAAGAGGCUGGCCCUCAGUUUGAUCCUCAUCGUCCUCCUCUGCUUCGCUCCCUACCACGUCCUCUUGCUGUGGCGCAGCAUCCUUUUCCUCACCAACCCUUGCGAUUGCGGUGCUGAAGAGAACUUGUUUGGUGCUUAUCAUGUGACUCUAGCACUCACCAGCCUCAACUGCGUGGCAGACCCCAUCCUCUAUUGCUUUGUUAACGAAGGGGCCCGUAAUGAUGUGGGCCGGGCCCUCUCCACUCUCUUCGGUCUCUUCCAGUGGUGCCAAAGCCCAGAGGCGCUCAUGGGGGCAUCCAUCACCGUGGAGACGCCGUUGGCUAUAAAGAAGCCCGAUUUCUACAGUGAGGUCAAAACGAAUGCCUAUAAAACUGACAUUGAAGUGCUCAAAGAUGAAUGCCUUCAAAUGACCAUUCUCAGUGUUAAAAAGUGAAGUUAAAUGUCAGUGAAACCUACAGCAGUCCCCUGAAGUGUGUGGACACUUACUGUAUGUGCGCACUUGAAACUGAAUUGUUUUGUGAAAAUGGCAAAAUAUUAAACCAAGUGGCAUCUUCAAAAGCUGCUGGAUCUUUUGUUAAAAAAAUUAUAUCUGUUUUUGUGAGCCAUUUUGUCAGUGACUUUUAAAGCCCAAAGUCUACUUAGGUUUUGAGGUGAACCCCUAGCUGCUUGUGUUUGAUAGCAUGCUCAAACACCGGCCCUCAACACAUGCCCUCUAUGAAGUUUUGUUCUUGUCCAGUGUCUACGCUAUUUCUUUUUUUUCUAGAAGUUAUGACUGAUAAAAUUGUAUUUGCGCCUUAAACUAGAGUUGCAUGUAUCUCUUAACCCCCUCACACAAGUGCUUGUCAACAAAAGAAUAUUUUGUUGUUGCUUUCUCCAGUAGUUUAUUUUUCUGUUUUGACUUAGUCAAAAUUGUCUCCACUUUGUGGACAAGUUAAUUACUGCAGAAACAUUCAAGGUGCAUGUGCGAGCUGCACGCAUACAGGAUGUACAUGUUAUGAUGAUGAAGCUACUUAACAAGUUGAUUUUAAAAGACUCUUAACAACCAAAAAAAGUCUGAAUAGUUUUUUAUCUGAAUUUUGAACAAUAUUUCAUUUUACAAUUUAAAACACAACAAACUUGUUUUCCUUUUUCUUUUUUUGCUUGAAAACUGUGCUUCUGGUAUCUGUAUUAUAUUUCUGUCAAACUAAAACAAUGCCACUUGAUUUGAUUUUGUUAUGUAAUGCAAUAACAUUCAGAAUUUAAGUGCGGCUUAAAGGUAUAGUUCACGUAAAAAUGAAAAUUCUGUCAUAAUUUACUCACCAUCACGUUCCAAACCUGUGUGACUUUCUUGUAGAACUCGAAAGAAAAUGUUUUCUGUAAUGUCUCAGUUUUUUGUUUUUGUCCAAUAAAUGAAAGUUGCUUAGAUCAGGGG